AUGGCAUCGCGAUUCCCUCCAUCUUCCGGGUUCAACUCCCGUGACCGCUCUCCUCAGCGCUUUGGGGAUCGCCGUCCCCAAGGCGCCCGCGGCCUCGACGAUGCCAGUCCUUCAUUCGGCAGAGAACCCCCGCGAGGCCCCCGUGCUCUAGUCGAUUCUCCUCGAGGUGGCCCUUAUGGUGGUGGCGGCGGUGGCCGUGGCCGUGGAUAUGGCCGAGGCGACUUUCGAGACCGGGAUCGCGACCUUCGAGAUCGAGAUCGAGACCGCGACUUUCGAGACAACCGCGAUGGUCCCCCAUUUCGACGGGACAUGGAUCGCGAUUGGAAUCGCCGAGACCGAGAUUUUGACCUCAGAGACAACCGUGGUGGCUUCGGUCGAGGUCGCUCACGAUCCCCCACGCGCGACUUUCGCGACAUGAGAGAACCCCCAGGCCGCGAUUUCGAUUUGGUGGCCGAGGCCGAGGACGCCCUCUUUUCCACGAUGAUCGUGACUUGUUUCGACGACGGAGUCGAUCUCGCGAUGCAUGGCGAGAUCGUGCACGGGACAGGAUCCCCGACCGUUUACCUGACAGAUUACCUGACCGACUACCGGAUCGUUUACCUGAUCGUUUACCCGACCGUUUACCCGAUCGUCUACCUGAACGUUUACCUGACCGCUUGCCUGACCGGAUACCUGACCGGGUGCCUGAUCAUCGAGAUCGUGAGCGAGAUAUACGCGACCGAGACCGGGACAGAGACCGCGAACGUGAUACCGAGCGACGAGAUCGAUUCGAUCGGCGAGAAGAUUGGGACAAUCGCCGCCCUGAACGUGAUGAUCGGGAUCGGCCAUUGGAACCCUGGAAAAGAGGAGACCACCCCCCUCCCCGAGCAGACAAUCGUGGCUCUCGAACGCUCAGAGCCCCCUUCUCGCCCGGAACCGCCAAAAGAGCCGGCAUCUGUUCCUCAGCAAAAUUCACCUCCCCCGUCAGCUCCCCAAGUUCCUGCGUUCGGAUCUGUGUCAGCUCCCAUCCCAACUUUGCCAACGGCCAAAGGACCUCCAGAAGGACGCAAAGGAAGCGAUGCAUCGGCACAAGCAGAGAAAGACCGCCCAGACGGACCACCUGCUCUCUCGGUGCAACCUCCAACUGGUCCGAAGGCCGAACGGAGAGAGUCAUCCCAGCAAGCAGAUCCAAUUCGACCCCAGGAAGAGCCAGCUCGUGCUGUACGGGCAUCUACGCACCUAUCUGAUCGAUCCCCCCCAACUGCCCCGGCUGCAAUGGCCAAGCGGGAUUCAAUGUCAGGACCAACCGAACCACAUAUCCCCGUGAAGCCAAGUUCAAUAACGUCUUCCCCAACUUUUGCCCGACUACCUCCACCAGGUCCUCGGGCUUCAUCGAAAGAGCCAUCCAUCUCUCCUCGAAUGUCCACAGCAAACAUCCCAACUGCCCCUCGAGCAUAUCACCAACGACAAGCUCCUUCGCCACGGGGACCGAACAAGAGCAACAAACCAUGGGUUCGUCGCAGCUUCAGUCGCGGUCCAUCUGUUCCGAACGUGCCCCCGAAGAAGGAGAGUGAGGAGCGCGAGAGUAUUCUUCCAGCCGAAAAGGAAAAACCCCAUCCAGAAAGAAGAACCGAAACUCCGGAACCUGCAGCAACCCAACAGGAUAGCGGCAAGCCCUCCAUCACGGCCGCCACAGAGACGCAGCCCGCCGCCCGUGCCGACAGUCGAAGAAGGACCUGGAGUGAGCCCGAACAACCGGAAAAGAAGGAAAAUCCCGCUGUUAUUCCCGACGACUUUGGGCAAUCGACCGACGAGGAGGAGGAAGAAAACGCCCUCUUCACCCAGGAAUAUUUAGAGGAACGGAAGCGAAUAUUCGAAAAGGACAUGCAAGCUCUUCGAGCGGAAUUGCCCCCUUCGCCGUUGGAAGAUCCCACUAUUCUGGCUCUCUUGCGCCGCAUCCAGAUUCUCGGAAGGAUCGCACAAGAAGAAGUAUCGGAGCAGCCCUCUGAACCGCUUCCUUCAGUGGAGGACGACGAACAAGGACCCACUGCAACGACACUUACGCAAAACAACGAGCGAGUUGUCUCAUUCGCCCCCGCCAAAGAACCGUCCCCGGUGCCCCAAACGUUCGUUCCUCCUGUCGUCCCUCACGACGAGAUCACCCUUGAUAGCCUUCCCUUUUUGAAUUCGGGACCACCAACUCCCAUCUCUGAUAUGGAAGUCACCCAUGAAAAUGCUACCCACCUCGACCUCUUCAAAGAUGCGUUCCGCAAUGAGCUUUCCCAACGGCAGAAGCAAAUCGCAAAGAAGAAUGCAGCUUUGCGAGAGGAAUAUAUGUCUUAUUAUAAACCUUGGAGACUGGAUAUAUGGGAGAUGGAUCGCAGAAAGGACAAGAAGCCGAUCACGCCGGCUCCCGCAACACCGCCAGCACCGACUCUUCCUCCCACUCCUGCAGCCAUCCCUGAAGGUCGCGAGGGACGCCGGUACAAGGGCAACAGCGAGCUAGAUUUUCUCAACGCGCUCAAGGCCUCGGAAAUAUCCGCACAAGAAGAACUGGAGCGUCGGCGCACUAAGGAGGCGACGGCACGUCCGGAUUUGGCUCGGGAAGCCAUUAUCCCGGACAUGUUUGAACCAUUUGAAGAACAGGCCAGUAUCUAUAAAGAUUUCAAUAACACAAUCGACGUCCAUCAUGCUAUGGAUGUCUUCGGCUUCCUGCCGCCGCCCAAUGAUUUCACUAAGGAGGAGCAUGUCAUCUUCACCGAUGCCUUCAUGGCGCAUCCCAAAAGAUGGGGCAAGAUUGCCGAGUCCCUUCCAGGUAGGGAUUAUCGUCAGUGCAUCGUGCACUAUUAUCUCACCAAAGAAGAGAUCAAGUACAAGGCGAAGCUCAACAAACGGUGGAGUCGUCGGGGCCGAGGAAAGACUCGAUCUACUCGACCCAAAUCUAACGCUCUUAUUGCCGAUCUUGGGGUCGUCAAACCCGAUCUCGAUGGUGAAGAUGAGACCCCCCAGAUUACAGAGACAGGACGACCACGGCGCGCUGCCGCACCUACUUUUGGUGAUUCGAAUGACUCCGAAGGUGUUGCCCCUGCUCGCCGAGGCCAAACUGGCAAAGAUGGUGAGCCCAUUGAGAAGACCACCACUAGCCGACGUGGUGGACGUGGAGGAGCUCGCACCCAAAGACGCGUGAAGACCGGACAGCAAGACCCCAAAGCCCAAGGCGCGCCGCCAGGGAUCGUUCCUCUUGCAGCUCUCCCAAGUGCAGAAUUGGGCCCGGAGGUGAUGAUGGAGAGUGCCCCUGGGCCCCCUCAAGAGCGGGAAGUCGUCGACAAAGACAGUCUACCUCCGAACUCUCGCCCGAGGCCAGGCCGCGGAAGAGCCAAAGAAGGCAUGUAUGUCUUCGAAUCCACCGAAGCCGAGCCAAUCAUGGCGCCCAAGCCAUCGGACACUGGCUAUGGAUCUCUGCAACCGACGAGCUACUGGUCGGUGCCUGAGCAGCGUGACUUUCCGCGACUGUUGUCACAUUUUGGUCGCGAUUUCGAAGGAAUCUCAAAUUUCAUGAAAACUAAGACGACAGUGAUGGUCAAAAACUAUUACCAGCGCCGUUUGGAUUCGGGUCAAAAGGAUUUUGAAGACUUAAUAGUAGCCGCAGAAGACAAAAAAUCACGAGGAGAGGAUACCGGUCCCCUUCCCGUGCCCAGUGUAGCACCAAAGCGGCGCUACGAGGCGACUCCAUCUGCCAUCGUUCCUCGUCCAUUGGCACCCCACGGCGAGCUCAUGGCCGAGGCAGACGACUCGCGGUUCCCCAAGGGUAAACCUCUCGCGAUGUCUCCACAGCCAGUAUCACUCCAUGGUCGCCCAAUAUCGGAGAAUGAGCGCAGCGCAGGUCGCUAUCCGACACUCGCACAGGCAUCCGCUGCCACUGCUGUGCCACCUGUGGCCGCCACUCUUGGCGACGACGCUGCUCGCGCUAUGCGAGCUCAGGCAGGACCGCCAUCUCGUAUGCCGGGCCCACGACUUGGAUACUUCACCGAGGACCGGAGGGACUCGACACUAUUGCCGCAUUCAUCUGCACGGGCCCAAGAUAUUUCUCACCAUGGCUCCGGUGCACCCUUACCUGCAGACUUGGCUCGGAUGGACCCUAUGGCCCAGUCUGCCUAUAUGUCCACGCAGACCCCUACUCUCCUGCCCCCAAGUCAUUCUCGCCACCCCAGCCUGACCCAACCUGGAUCGCCAACCCAGCUAUCCCGACCGGAUCUCGAGAUCCCCUCGACGCAUCGCGACCCGUUCGGCCAGAGACAAUUCUAUCCCCUUUCAAGUCAAUCAAUGGGCAUGUCCCACUCCCCUCGACCUGUUUUGUCUCCCGUCAAAGAUAUCUCGCGAGCGAGUCUGACGCCCGCUCCCGAGGCUCCUCGUCAUGUGCCAGCGAAACGCUCUAAUAUCAUGAGCAUUCUCAACGAUGAGCCCGAAGAACCUCAGCCCCGAAAGCGAUUUGCCAGUGAAGCACCCUCUGCCCCUAUAUCGAGCUCCAUCCCUCCAUCAAGAUCCGCCUACCCACAAGCAGGCUCUGCUCGUCCUGAAGAGGCUACCAAGCCGGCUGGCUUUGGGCAGCAUGGCCAAUAUCCUCCAUCGCGUGGCUAUGCUGAAUACUCCAGCUACGGACCUCCCACUGGCGGACCAGCGACGCCGGCAAAUAACGACUGGAUGGCGCGAUUUGACCCCAGGGCACAGCAAGGUGGUCCGCCUGCGCAGACUCAGCCAGCACCGCAGCCAAGUGGUCGCCCGGCUGCUCAAGGUCCUUUUGCGCACUUCGGCUCGGCCUCUGCCCAGGCAGGACCCGGCUCCUUGAACAGUCUUCCUGUCCCAUCCCCCGCACCGACACCGCCACCUGCUGCUUCCCAGAGGCCUGCUUAUCCGAAUGUAUUUGGGCAAGCACCCGUUGGUCAGCCAGGAGCGUCUGGCUCUCGUGAGAUGCCACCUCAGCCUUCAACUUACCGAACCGGCUCACCUCCGCCACGAGCGAGCAGUGCCGCGUUCGGCUCGCGGGAAGUCCCGACACCGUCUCAAUCUUCACCGGGUCUAUUUGGAAUGCCCCCUCGCCAACCAGGCUCGCAGUCCUCGUACGGCCCGGGUGCAUCUUCUAACUCGUCCGCGACACAGCCACACAGCCAGAGCUACCAACAACAUGUCCAGACUCUGGUCAAUGGCUCUCAUCGCUCCACCCCGGUCAACAUGCCCGGUGGACCUCCGCAGUAUGGACAUAGCACUCCGCCGCCGCAAGCCCAAGGGGUGAGCGGCAGUGGCAUGGGCUACGCACCUCCACCCCCAUCCUCGUCGUCAGGAGCCAUGCCACCCCUCCACCAACGGCCACCGGGGUCAGGUUCGCUGGGCGAAUCUGUCUCUACACCGAAUCACCACCGAGUCUAUAGUCAGGGCUCGGCACAGGGUGGGCUGCCAGGGCCUCUGCACCCAUCGUCGCAACCGCCCCGCUAG
Penicillium cosmopolitanum is the source of this 5469-nucleotide messenger RNA. Its product is annotated as MYB DNA-binding domain protein. Gene Ontology annotation, cellular component: Set3 complex. The transcript has 7 exons. Lineage: Eukaryota; Fungi; Ascomycota; Eurotiomycetes; Eurotiales; Aspergillaceae. Bases 1 to 5469 code for a protein of 1822 amino acids. The record is from RefSeq and is a predicted model, not a curated record. Gene Ontology annotation, biological process: regulation of transcription by RNA polymerase II.